AUGGACCAACACGGCAAUUCCUCAACCCCUCCACAACCUCGGCCACAACCCUCCAUCCGAUCAUUCUUCCAACCCCGAUCAUCACCAAGUUACACAGCUCCACCGGCACCAGCAUCACCUCUUCCAACCUCCGCCCCCAGACCCUCCCCUAUACCCACCACAGUAUAUUCUCCGCCUCCCUCACAAACACCAUCACGAACUUCCUAUGCGACUACCAAGGUCCCUUCGCAUGCUUCCAUUGCUCUUAUUCAGGAAGAACAUAUUCAAUCCCUCCGCAGAAUCAAUGCUCUCCUCCUCCCAAUUGGGUACCCCGACAGCUUCUAUCAUACAAUCGCCGCUCCAAAUCCAUUACCUAGUUUCUCCCGCAUCAUAACAUGGACAGAACCUGGUCCACCAACCAAAGAACAGGUGAUAGGAGGUGCGGUGUGCCGGCUGGAACCAACCCCCACACCGGAAUCGUCACUUUCCAAACCAGAGUUUGUUCCUGGAUGUCAUGAUUUAUAUAUUCAAUCACUGGCUUUACUCUCUCCAUAUCGAGGUCAAGGCUUAGCCGCUGCAGUCCUACAGGAUAUUAUAAAAUCUGCCGCUUCUACAAGUAUAUCAACCAACGGAGUCAAGGUCGUGGAAAUCUACGCACAUGUAUGGACCGAGAACACCGAGGCCUUGGAAUGGUACGCGAAACGAGGAUUCAAGCGCGAAGAAAACGUCGUACAAGAUUACUACCGGAAACUAAAACCACAUACCGCCUGGAUCCUCCGUCGAAGAAUCGUACCUAGCGAUCAUCUCCAAUCCCAAUCCUCAACUCCAUAUACCAGUUCCAGCGGGCCCGCCGUCCCACUAAACACCACCGCUGGCACAGGCUCCCAGACUUCAGCUCCUAAAGAGACAGCUUCCGAGAAGGAAAACCGACCUUCCUUACCAACUCCCACACGCUCAUUCCAAGAUCGAGGUCCCGAACGCGAAUGGAAUGAUCUUCCUGAAGAUGUCCUCGCCGGCUCUCUCCUAAAAUCCGCAAGUCACCUGGCUUCCGCGGAGGCUAGUGGAACUAGCUCGAGGAGUAGCUCACGGGGUGCUUCGGGUGGGAAGAAGAAGAGGGUUUACCCUGCUGCUGCUUUUGGCUCUUAG
Molecule: messenger RNA, 1125 nt
Organism: Hymenoscyphus albidus
Lineage: Eukaryota; Fungi; Ascomycota; Leotiomycetes; Helotiales; Helotiaceae
Source: the annotation of a GenBank genome assembly